This is a messenger RNA of Sinocyclocheilus grahami, 1769 nucleotides long. Its product is annotated as kelch domain-containing protein 10-like. The record is from RefSeq and is a predicted model, not a curated record. NCBI's taxonomy places the organism in Eukaryota, Metazoa, Chordata, Actinopteri, Cypriniformes, Cyprinidae. Gene Ontology annotation, molecular function: protein binding. The transcript is spliced from 9 exons. Gene Ontology annotation, biological process: positive regulation of stress-activated MAPK cascade. The coding region runs from base 196 to 1356 and encodes 386 amino acids.
UAGGUUUUCACCAGCGUUUCUACCUUCACGUUCAUUGCAAAGGAGAUCCGGUCAGGUUCAUCUAUUUCAUUUAAACAUCUCUUCGCGGGGAGAAUGGGCUGAGUUAUGCUCUGCGGUUCGCCUCUGUCUGCUGAAGGAAGCCCCGUUGUCUGCGAGUGCGUGUAGGUGGAUGAUUUCAGCGUGAUUUUCGGAGCGAUGUCUGCCGCAGAAGAAGCACACAGCUCGGACAGACUAAAUCAGUUUGAGCGGCUGUCUGGAAGGCCUCCGCUAAGAGCCGCAGGUCACAGAGCCCCUCCAGCCCGGAGCGGCCAUCGCUGUGUGGCGGACAACACCAACCUUUAUGUGUUUGGAGGGUAUAACCCCGACUACGAUGAAUCAGGUGGCUCAGAGAAUGAAGACUACCCACUGUUCAGGGAGCUGUGGAGGUUCCACUUCGCCACAGGAACAUGGCAACAGAUCCGCACUGAGGGUUUCAUGCCUACUGAACUGGCUUCAAUGUCAGCUGUUUUGCACGGAAACAACCUGCUUGUGUUUGGCGGGACCGGAAUCCCGUUUGGGGAAAACAACGGAAAUGAUGUUCACGUCUGCAACGUUAACUACAAACGCUGGUCCCUCCUCAACUGCAGGGGCAAGAAACCCAAUCGAAUAUAUGGACAGGCGAUGGCCAUAAUCAACGGCUUCCUAUAUGUAUUUGGAGGUACGACAGGCUACAUCUAUAGCACAGAUCUUCACAGACUGGAUCUGACAACACGUGAGUGGAUUCAUCUGAAACCCAACAACCCUCUAGACGACCUGCCGGAGGAGCGAUAUAGGCAUGAGAUAGCCCAUGAUGGACAGAGGAUAUAUAUUCUAGGAGGGGGAACUUCCUGGACUUCCUACCCAUUAGACAAGAUACACGCAUAUAACCUUGAAACUAAUUCCUGGGAGGAAAUCACAACUAAGCCUCAUGAAAGAAUAGGAUACCCAGCCCCUCGGAGAUGUCAUAGUUGUGUGCAGAUUAAAAAUGCUGUAUUUAUAUGUGGAGGUUACAAUGGUGAAGUAAUACUAGACGACCUGUGGAAAAUCAACCUGCAGACGUUUCAGUGGAAUAAACUGCCUGCAGUGAUGCCUGAACCUGCGUACUUCCACUGUGCUGCUGUUACCCCGGCCGGCUGCAUGUACAUCCAUGGUGGCGUGGUGAACAUCCAUGAGAAUAAGCGGACUGGUUCCUUGUUUAAGAUCUGGCUGGUAGUGCCCAGUCUGCUGGAGCUGUGCUGGGAGCGUCUGCUCAAAGCCUUCCCACACCUGGCCCAACUUACCCCGAUACAGCUGCUAAACUUGGGCCUCACCCAGGAACUCAUUGAACGCUUGAAAUAAAGAGGCGAGGGGGCUGUGAGCACGAGAGACAGAUUGUGUACGUACUGUGCGUGUACCUUUUUUUAUUUUAUUUAAUUUCUUCUUCUUUUUGGAAGCUGAUUAUGGGCAGGACGACAGCACUUGAAGCCAGUGUGUGGACUUGAAAAACAGGAUCAACCAAGGAACUCCAUCCUAACAAAGCCUGCCUUAAAACCAAAAACUGUAGAAUGCCUUUUUUUGUUUUGCGUAUGCUCCUUUUAAUGAUUUGAAAAAUCAAUACAAAACAUAAAUCUCCAUUAGAGAGAAAGUUCUUUUCUCAAACACUAUGGGUCAGUGACCUGAAAGUUUUUUUUUUUUCUUUCUUUCUUGAGAUUGUAAUAUUAUUUAUUGGCCUUCAGUAGUGACCUGGGGGACAUGUUGAGUUGAUUUUAAUU